Molecule: messenger RNA, 1305 nt
Organism: Lampris incognitus (smalleye Pacific opah)
Lineage: Eukaryota; Metazoa; Chordata; Actinopteri; Lampriformes; Lampridae
Product: C2 calcium-dependent domain-containing protein 4C-like
Exons: 2
Coding region: 1-1305 (434 amino acids)
Source: RefSeq, a predicted model, not a curated record
AUGUGGCUUCUAGACAAACUGCGUGGCUCCGUGGAGAGCAGCAGGACGCAGUCCCAACCUCAGCAGGCACCUGACACCAUCCCUGUUUCUGUUUACACCAACAUCCUGACGCCAGACAAGAUCCCCGAUUUCUUCAUCCCCCCCAAACUUAUGUGCUGCCCCCCAGAACCAGAGUCCCUCACCCCGGAGUCCCAGCGCCCAUCUACCCUCCGGCCCUCGGCGUCCGACCACGCCAUCUGCAGCCAGAGCCCCAGGGCCCGCAGCGGUAAGAGCCCUUGCAGCCCACGUCUCUUCUCCCGCUGGUCUGGGGACGCCCGCAACCUCCAGAAGUCGGCCAAUCGUCACAUCAUCCAGAUUGAGAGUGUCGAUGAUCCCGGGGCUGGUUUUUCGGACAAGAGCAAUGUUGUGGUCAACACCAAUGCAGACCCUCAGUCCCAGACGGCCAUGUCUCUGCCCUAUGUCCCAAAGGCGCAGACCUCCUACGGCUUCUCCACCCUGAUGGAGUCGCCCCACACCCGACGCAAGGAGAGCCUGUUCCACAGCGACCCCAACAGCCCCUUCACCUCCCCUAAUUCCCAGAGGCGCGCCCAAGGGGGGACUCAUCUCGCCCCCGCUGACCCCAACCCCUACCGGUACUUCAGCGGUGGAGAGAGCGACACGUGCUCCUCGGCGGAGUCCUCCCCAUUCACCUCCCCUCUCCUCUCCCGCUCUGCCUCCCUCCUCCGUUCCAUCACCCAGGAGACACAAGCUAAGAUGUCUCGGGCCAAACGCUCGCUGGCGCGUCACAGCUCCCUCUCCACCGAUGAGUGCAGCUCGGCCGACAACAGCCCCAGCGUGCAGCGCCGCCGCCUGCGCUGCCCUCCCUCCCCAGCCUUCCGCGGCUUGAUCAGAAGCAGCUCCAGGGGGGCGGGGCCGGAUGUGCUGCAGCGGGAGCACACCGUCAACCUCCACAAGGGGGGGACGCUGAGACUCAGCACCCACUACGACGCGGAGGCCGCCCGGCUGCGUGUGCGUGUGCUGGCGGCCGAGGACCUCUACGACAGGAAGACCGACACAAAGAGCAUCAACUGCUGCGUGGCGCUCUACCUGAACCCGGGCAAGCAGCAGAAACAGAGGAGCACCAUCAUAAAGAACAGCAGGAACCCGGUGUUCAACGAGGAUUUCUUUUUCGACACGCUGUCCCCGGCACAGGUGAAGAGUCUGGCCAUGAAGAUGAAGGUGGUGAACAAAGGGACCAGUCUGAAGAGGGACGUGCUCCUGGGAGAGAGGGAGGUGCUGCUCAGUGAGCUGCUUUCAGCUUCCUAA